GCUCCACUUCUCAUUCUUGUAUUCCAUGGCACGGGUGAUGGAGAUUGACGAUGGGACCGUGGGAGAGAAAAGCUGGGUGGUGGAGAUCGAUGGCCAGUCCAAGAAAAUCGAUCCACUAAUCGAGAACAAACAAUGGUCGAAGCAGUCCAUAUACAGGGUUCCUGCUUGCAUAAAAAAAUUGAACAGAGAGGUCUACACGCCCCAGAUCGUCUCCUUCGGCCCGUACCACCAUGGCGAGAAUGACCUCAUGCCGAUGGAGGAGCACAAGCACAGAGCACUGCUCCACUUCCUCAAGAAAGCAAAGAAGCCUUUCCACGAGUUCAUGACCGCCAUGGAGGGUGAGUUUGAGCGACUGCAAGAGGCUUAUCAGAGCCUCGACGAGCGAUGGAAGGAUAAGGAAUCGUUCCUGCGGCUGAUGAUCCUCGAUGGCUGCUUCAUGCUCGAGAUAAUGCGCGUCAAGACGAAGAAGUCCUCCGACCAUGGCUACGCGUACGAUGAUCCCGUCUUUAGCGAAAGUGGCAUUCACCACAACGUGCCCUACAUAAAGCGAGAUAUGAUGAUGAUCGAGAAUCAACUGCCUCUGCUGGUUUUGGACCAACUGGUUCUCGUUGAGGGUCUUCAUCGCACGGCGGAGAAGUACGUAGACGAGCUGAUGCAAAGAUUCUGGGAGUGGAAUUCCACGGCGAGCCUGGGGCAGCGCCUCCACCCCCUUGGCGUGCUCCACAGCGUCCUGCUGAAACCCUGCGGGCAGAAGAACAGGGAUCCCAAGACGCCGAAGAUGGACACGAUCAUCCGGUCGGCGGUUGAGCUGCACGAGGCCGGCAUCCGCUUCAAGACGAGCGAGUCCGACAGCCUCCUUGACAUCUGGUUCGAUAACGGUGUCCUCAGCCUGCCGAAACUUACAGUCGACGACAACACCAAGUACAUGUUCCUCAACCUCAUGGCGUUCGAGCGCCUCCACGUCCGCGCCGGCAACGACGUCACCUCCUUCGUCUGCUUCAUGGACCACAUCAUCGACUCCGCCAAGGACAUCAACCUGCUGCACUACAAGGGGAUCAUCCUGAACGCGGUGGGAAGCGACGAGGCCGCCGCCGAGCUGUUCAACCGCCUGACCGUGGAGAAGUACGUAGACGAGCUGAUGCAAAGUUUCUGGGAGCGGAAGUCCACGGUGAGCCUGGGGCAGCGCCUCCACCCCCUUGGCGUGCUCCAGAGCUGCCUGCUGAAACGCGGCGGGCAGCAGAACAGGGAUCUCAAGACACCGAAGAAGGACACGAUCAUCCGGUCGACGGUUGAGCUGCACGAGGCCGGCAUCCGCUUCGAGAGCAGGCAGUUAAGCAGCAUCAACGACAUCGAGUUCAAGGACGGCGUCCUCAGCAUCCCCGUGUUCACUGUCGAUGAUAACACUAAGUACAUGUAUCUCAACCUCAUAGCGUUCGAACGCCUCUACGGCCGCGCCGGCUAA
This is a messenger RNA of Musa acuminata subsp. malaccensis (wild Malaysian banana), 1462 nucleotides long. Lineage: Eukaryota; Viridiplantae; Streptophyta; Magnoliopsida; Zingiberales; Musaceae. The record is from RefSeq and is a predicted model, not a curated record.